AUGGCCCGCAGCUUUGGCGUCGCCAUCGUCCUUCUGGCGUUGGCCAUUCUUGGAAAUGCCGAUUUCGUAAGGGUGCCCAUAUAUAAAGCCCCGUCCGCUCGUGAUCAUUUCCGUAGCGUUGGUACCGAAAUCAAGCAGCUCCGUCUGAAGUAUGGAGACACAACUGGUCCGGUACCGGAACCGCUGUCCAACUAUCUCGAUGCUCAAUACUUUGGUGCUAUCUCGAUCGGAACUCCGCCGCAAAGCUUCAAGGUGGUGUUCGAUACAGGUUCGUCCAAUCUGUGGGUACCGUCGAAACAGUGUUCGUUCACCAACAUCGCCUGCUUGAUGCACAACAAGUACGACGCCAAGAAGUCAUCGUCGUUCGAGAAGAAUGGUACCGCUUUCCACAUCCAGUACGGUACCGGUAGCUUGUCGGGUUAUCUGUCCACGGAUAGCGUCGCCGUCGGUGGUGUAACGGUUGACAAGCAAACGUUUGCCGAAGCAAUCCAAGAGCCUGGGCUCGUGUUUGUGGCGGCAAAGUUUGACGGUAUCCUCGGACUCGCCUACAAAUCGAUUUCGGUAGAUGGUGUUACGCCCGUGUUCUACAAUAUGUUCAACCAGGGCAAGAUUGAUGCACCGGUGUUUUCGUUCUACCUGAACCGCGAUCCAAGCGCCUCGGAAGGUGGAGAAAUCAUUUUCGGUGGAUCCGACUCCAAACAUUACACUGGUGAUUUCACCUACCUGAGCGUAGACCGCAAAGCGUACUGGCAGUUCAAGAUGGAUGCAGUCACCGUGGGUGACAGUCAGUUCUGCAAUAACGGAUGCGAAGCAAUCGCUGAUACCGGUACCAGCCUGAUUGCUGGCCCCGUAGCAGAGGUAACGGCCAUCAACAAGGCCAUCGGUGGCACGCCGAUCAUGAACGGCGAGUACAUGGUGGACUGUUCUUUAAUUCCCAACCUACCCAAGAUCACGUUCACCCUCGGAGGCAAACCAUUCACGCUGGAAGGCGCUGAUUACAUUCUGCGUAUCGCUCAAAUGGGUAAGACUAUCUGCUUGUCCGGUUUUAUGGGCAUUGAUAUUCCGCCCCCGAACGGACCGCUGUGGAUUUUGGGAGAUGUGUUCAUCGGCAAGUACUACACCGAGUUCGAUAUGGGUAAUGACCGUGUCGGAUUUGCAACCGCCAUUUGA
This is a messenger RNA of Anopheles marshallii, 1170 nucleotides long. RefSeq names its product lysosomal aspartic protease. Lineage: Eukaryota; Metazoa; Arthropoda; Insecta; Diptera; Culicidae. The coding region runs from base 1 to 1170 and encodes 389 amino acids. Gene Ontology annotation, molecular function: aspartic-type endopeptidase activity. The record is from RefSeq and is a predicted model, not a curated record. Gene Ontology annotation, cellular component: lysosome. The transcript is spliced from 3 exons. Gene Ontology annotation, biological process: proteolysis; cell death.